AGUAGUAGCAGCUGUAGUAUUUAAAAUGACCUCAAACGUAGAGGAUGUAAUUUUGGCAGCAGCAGCUUGCGUGAUUUUAUGUAGGCGACGAGUAAAGUCUAAACGAAGAUUUUGGGUACGGCCAUCGUUAAGAACUCGAGGAACAUAUAGUGGAACAACUCUUUUAAAGGAUCUAGCAAUGGAUGACAUACACCCAUUAACAGGAGAAAUUAAAUGUGAUGGUAGUUUCAAAAAUUUCCUAAGGAUGACCAGUUCUGAUUUCGAAUACCUUAUAAAUCAAAUUGGCCAUAAAAUAGGAAAAAAAGACACAACAUUUCGAGAUGCAAUACCAGUAAAAGAAAGAUUGGCAGUUACAUUGAGAUUCUUAGCAAGUGGAGAUUCCUACCAAAGUUUAAGCUAUUUAUUCAAAUUUUCUAAGCAAAGUAUUUCGAAUAUUGUGCCAGAAGUGUGCGACGCUCUCAUCGACUGUUUAAGCGACAAAAUAAAAGUGCCUAAAUAUCAAGAAGAAUGGCUACAGAUUGUAGACGAUUUUAACCAGAAGUGGAAUUACCCUCACUGUUGUGGUAGUAUGGAUGGAAAACACAUAUGUUUACAAGCUCCAAUGAACAGUGGAAGCGACUAUUUCAAUUACAAGGGAUUUUUCAGCAUAGUGCUUUUAGCUAUAGUUGACGCUAACUAUUGCUUUACCUAUGUAAAUGUGGGUUGCCAAGGACGUUUGUCUGAUGGCGGAGUAUAUGCUAACACAACAUUUAAACAUCUGCUUGAAACGUCUUCCUUGAAUCUCCCACCAAUGAAAGUAUUACCGGGAAGAACCUCACCUUCACCGUUCGUAUUUCUAGGUGAUGAGGCAUUUGCUUUGCAACCGCAUAUUAUGACACCCUUCCCAGGCACUCAACAGAAAGGUUCACAGGGGCGAAUUUACAAUUACAGACAUAGUAGAGCUAGGCGUGUAGUCGAAAAUUCAUUUGGAAUUUUAUCUGCCGUAUUCAGGGUGUUACGAAAACCAAUGCUUCUUGAGCCCGAAAGAGCAGAAAAAAUAGUUUUAGGAUGCUGUUAUCUCCACAAUUUUCUUAGGAAAGGUCAAUCAUCUUCAUCCUACUGUCCACCAGGUACUUUUGAUUCAGAGGACACGUUUACCGGGGAACUAAUACCCGGUACAUGGAGAGUCGAAGGUCAGCCAAAUGGUACGUUGCUGAGACUCAAACGGAUUCCUAGAAAACCCAGUGUGCUAGGCAAGGAAAUACGAGAAGAGUUUUCUAUGUUCUUUACCAGUGAGGAGGGAAAAGUGCCGUGGCAGAAUAAUUACUGACUUCAAAUUGGUUAUUAAUUA
Sitophilus oryzae (rice weevil) is the source of this 1330-nucleotide messenger RNA. Its product is annotated as putative nuclease HARBI1. The coding region runs from base 26 to 1309 and encodes 427 amino acids. The record is from RefSeq and is a predicted model, not a curated record. The transcript has 2 exons. Lineage: Eukaryota; Metazoa; Arthropoda; Insecta; Coleoptera; Curculionidae.